This is a messenger RNA of Kalmanozyma brasiliensis GHG001, 3099 nucleotides long. Its product is annotated as FACT complex subunit Spt16p/Cdc68p. Gene Ontology annotation, cellular component: FACT complex. The transcript has a single exon. Gene Ontology annotation, molecular function: nucleosome binding. Bases 1 to 3099 code for a protein of 1032 amino acids. Lineage: Eukaryota; Fungi; Basidiomycota; Ustilaginomycetes; Ustilaginales. The record is from RefSeq and is a predicted model, not a curated record. Gene Ontology annotation, biological process: transcription elongation by RNA polymerase II; positive regulation of transcription elongation by RNA polymerase II.
AUGUCGGAACAGAUUCAGAUCGAUGCUGGCGCUUUCCAGCGGAGAGUCAAGAAGCUUCUCUCCGCCUGGAAGGACGGCAGCGAUGACUUUGAACAGCUCGCGCAGGUCGACUCGCUCCUCGUCGUCAUGGGCGGUCAGAACGACGACCUCAUCUACUCCAAGACCACCGCCAUUCACUCUUGGCUGCUGGGCUACGAAUUCCCCUCCACCGUCAUCCUCUUCACCAAGACCGCCGUCACGUUUGUCACCAGCGCCUCCAAAGCCGUGCAUCUCGAGGCGCUCAAGAAGAGCAGCAACGGGUUUGACAUUGAGAUCCUCAAGCGUUCCAAGGAUGAGGCAACCAACCGCGGCCUCUGGGACGACCUCAUCUCUCGCAUCAACGCUCAAGGCUCCAAGGUUGGCUGCCUGCCCAAGGACAAGCCCUCGGGCAAGUUUGCCGAUGAAUGGCACGCCGUCUUCGAAAAGGCGCAGAAAUCCAAUGACUUCAAGAUGAUCGACGUCAGCCCAGCUCUCAGCGCCGUUUGGGCCGCCAAGGACGAAGACGAAAUCAAGGCCAUCAAGUACGCCUCGAAGAUGAGCUCGGCCGUCAUGUCCGGCUACUUUGAAAACGAAAUGUCCACCAUCCUCGACGAAGGCAAGAAGGUCACACACGAGCAGCUGUCCGAGCGCAUCGAGGGCAAGCUCGACGACAACAAGAUGUGGAAGAAGGUCAAGAACCUUGAAGGAGCUGACUUCUCGCUCGCCGACUGGUGCUACACACCAAUCGUCCAGUCCGGCGGCGAAUACGAUCUCAAGACGUCGGCGGUCUCGACAACGAAGCGUCUGCAGGGUGCAGAUGGCAACGGUGGUGUGGUGAUCGCCAGCAUGGGCAUCAAGUACCGCAACUACUGCUCCAACAUCGGCAGGACCUACCUCAUCGACCCGCACAACAGCCAACAGAAAAUGUACGCAUUCCUGCAUGAGCUGCAAACCGAGCUCGCUGACAAGCAUGUCCGUGCCGGCGCAACGUGCAAGGACAUCUACACAAAGGCCGUCGAAAUCGUACGCGCCAAGGACGACAAGCUCGUGCAGUCUUUUGUCAAGAACAUCGGCUUUGGUAUCGGUCUCGAGUUCCGCGACAGUGCAUAUGUCCUCUCGGGCAAGAACGCCCGCGCCCUGAAGAAGGACAUGGUCGUCAACCUCUCGGUCGGCUUCCAGGACCUGGACGACCCGAACCACAAGGGCGAGGUAUACUCGCUCCUCUUGAUUGACACACUCCGCAUCAAUGACGGAAGCGCUGCCACUUUCCUCACAGACCGUGUCCGCGGCACCAACGACAUGGCGUUCUUCUUCAAGGAUGACGAAGAGGAAGAGGAGGAAGAGGAUCGCAGAAGCCCCGUCAAGCCCGACGGCAAGGUGACGCCAGGCGGCAAGGUGUUGAGGAAUAAGAACAGAGGUGCAGCGCUCGAUGAGACCGCAGCGGAAAAGAUGAAGGUGCAUCAGAAGGAACUCGCCAAGCAAAAGCAGGAGGACGGUCUCGCACGCUUUGCCGGCGAGGACGGCGAAGGCAACGCUUCCAACGAGAAAGUGUUCAAGAAGUUCGAGAGUUAUAAGCGCGAGAACUUGCUCCCAACGAAAGUGGCAGAUCUCAAAAUCAUGGUCGAUCACCGAGCUCAGUCGGUCAUCCUACCCAUCUAUGGCUACGCGGUGCCUUUCCACAUCAACACGCUCAAGAACGUCAGCAAGAGCGAUGAGGGCGAGUACACGUACCUGCGUCUCAACUUCGUGACACCGGGUCAGAUCGCUGGCAAGAAGGAAGACGUGCCGUUCGACGAUCCCGACGCCACGUUCGUGCGCAGCAUGAGCUAUCGAUCCACCGACUCGUCGCGCUUCUCGGAGCUGUACCGCGAGAUCACGGAGCUGCGAAAGUCGGCGACCAAGCGCGAAGCCGAGGAGAAGGAGCUCGCCGACGUGGUCGAGCAGGACAAGCUGAUCCUGUCCAAGUCGCGCACCUACACGCUCCCCGAGGUGUUCCCUCGUCCUGCGAUGGAGGGCAAGCGCGUGCCUGGAGACCUCACCAUCCACCAAAACGGUCUGCGCUUCUCGUCGCCGCUGCGACCGGACCAGAAGAUCGACCUGCUCUUCUCCAACAUGAAGCAUCUCUUCUUCCAGCCAUGCGACAAGGAGCUGAUCGUCAUUGUUCACGUGCACCUCAAGUCGCCCAUCAUGAUCGGCAAGCGAAAGGCCAAGGAUAUCCAGUUCUACCGCGAGGCGUCCGACGUGCAAUUCGACGAGACUGGAAACCGCAAGCGCAAGUACCGAUCGGGAGACGAGGACGAGAUCGAGCUCGAGCAGGAAGAGCGUCGACGCAGGUCGCAGCUCAACAAGGAGUUCAAGGUGUUCGCUGAGCGGAUCGCUGAAGCCUCGGAAGGCCGCGUCACCGUUGACGUUCCUUACCGCGAGCUCGGCUUCAACGGUGUGCCCUUCCGCACCAAUGUGCUGCUGCAGCCCACCACGGACUGCCUGGUGCACCUCACCGACCCUCCUUUCCUGGUCAUCACGCUCACGGACGUCGAGAUCGUCCACUUGGAACGUGUCCAAUUCGGCCUGCAGUCGUUCGACAUGGUGUUUGUCUUUUCCGACUUUUCUCGUGCACCCAUGCACGUCACCUCGAUCCCGACUACAUCGCUCGACGACGUCAAGCAGUGGCUCGACUCGGUCGACAUCUGCGUCAGCGAGGGAGCCGUCAACCUCAACUGGGGCGCCAUCAUGAAGACGGUCAACGAGGACCCGUACGACUUUUUCGCCGAAGGCGGCUGGGGCUUCCUGCAGUCUGGUUCCGACGAUGGCGAUUCGUCCGAGAGCGAGUCUGGGUCGGAGUUUGGCAGCGACAUGGACGACGGGCAGGAGGAGACGGAUGUCGAGUCGGAUUCUGGGAGCGACUUUGGCGACUCGGCUGAGGACGAGAGCGGAUCGGAAGGGUUCGAGGACGAGAGCGAGGAGGGCGAGGAUUGGGAUGAGCUCGAGAGGAAGGCGGCCAGGGCGGACGAGAAGAAGAGGAGACAGGGAGGUGGGUCGGAUGACGAUGAGGAUUCGGGCAAGAAGAGUAAGCGUCGAUGA